AUGCCUGAGCCUCUUCACUUGUUCGAUCUUCCAGUCGACAUCCUGUCGCUGAUCCUACAGCAACUGCUCACAGCCCCAGAUGGCGGCACCAUCCCUCUCUGUCCCUACAGAGCCCUCUCCCUCGGUAUCAACCCCGUACCUAUCUUCCUCAUCCACCCGUCCAUAUACGUAAUCGCCCAUCCAAUCUUCUACGGGCCGGGAAACACAUUCCUGCUGGACCUGACGGGCACUCACGCCUCCCAUGUGCGGCACUUCAUUGAUGACGCGGCCGAGGAUCUGCCGGAUGAUGUGGACAGGAGCGGCAGGCAACAGGCACAGAGACAGCUUCUGCUGCGACAAACGGGAGGCCGGUUCCUCCUCCUGUCACAAGAGGCGAGGCGCAGGGUGCGAAAGUUGGAGAUCAGGAUUGAUAGGCUGAGGGGCUGGCUUUGGGAGUACUUGGGGCCCUUCCUGCAGGACAUGGCAGUGAGUGGCGAGUUGGGGGAUUUAACACUGGUUGUAGAUGAUGGCACUGGAAGCAAGGAGAGGCCCCAGUCGACCUCGAGGGCCUUUUUGCGGCAGAGGAAGAGAGUGUUUGAUAAGCCACCGCUGGAAGGGCUGGUGAGGCUGUUGGCGGACCCGGGGAUAAGAGAGGCGAGGCUGAGGGUCAAGGGGAGGCAUGAUCGGGCGUGGUGCGAGUUUCACCAGGGGAAUGAGUGCAACCCUUUGUCAUUCCUGAGGCCAGGGAAUGACGGAAAUGGCGAUGAUGCGGCGAAGAAGGAGGCUGAAAAGGUGAUUGAUAUUAACUGGAGGGCAAUCUUGAAUGCAGUUGACCCCGAGGGGAGGGGGAGAGCGGUGGCCUGGCAAGUGUAG
Messenger RNA from Trichoderma virens Gv29-8, 852 nucleotides. RefSeq lists its product as uncharacterized. The record is from RefSeq and is a predicted model, not a curated record. The transcript has a single exon. Lineage: Eukaryota; Fungi; Ascomycota; Sordariomycetes; Hypocreales; Hypocreaceae. The coding region runs from base 1 to 852 and encodes 283 amino acids.